AUGGGCGACGAUAAAAAUACGCCUGGAUCUUACGAAGACUUCCUCCACAAAGUCUACACCGCCACCAGCCCAGCCGAAUCCCAAAAGCUCUACGACGAAUGGGCCUCCCAAUACGACGCCCACCUCUCUGGCUCAGGCUACACCAGCCCACGCAUCACCGUCGACGCCGUAGUCAAUCACCUUGACCGCUCGCCUCUAACCACCCAACGCCUGGCCGGUAAACUCACCAUCCUCGACGCAGGCUGCGGCACGGGUCAGGUCGGCGUCUGCUUCCAGGAAGCCGCCAAAUCAGGGAAGUUGGACGGUCUUGACCUACAAAUCGACGGCAACGACCUCAGCCCCGGCAUGCUCAAAGUCGCACGCGCGAGCGGGGCCUACCGAGAAUUGAAUGAGGCAGACCUCAGCAAACCCCUAACCACCAUUCCCGACGAAACAUACGACAUCAUAACCUGCGUCGGCACCCUCACCAAAGGCCACGUCGGCCCGCAGAUCCUCAAAUCAUUCAUCCGCAUCGCCAAACGCGGCUGGGGACUCAUCGGAGUCACGGUCGUCGAGGAGAUCUGGGAGAGUGGUGGUUACGCGAGCUUGAUCGUGGAAGAGGAGAAGUACGGGCGGGUGGAAAUUAUGCGGAAUGAACGGUUUGCGGUGUGGAGCGGGGACGAGGAGAAGCAGAGUGGACGGGUGGUGGUAUUGAGGAGGAAGUACUUGGCGCAGGAGAUUGCUCAUGCUGGGAUUGGAGCAUAG
This is a messenger RNA of Cyphellophora attinorum, 744 nucleotides long. Its product is annotated as Williams-Beuren syndrome chromosomal region 27 protein. Lineage: Eukaryota; Fungi; Ascomycota; Eurotiomycetes; Chaetothyriales; Cyphellophoraceae. Bases 1 to 744 code for a protein of 247 amino acids. The record is from RefSeq and is a predicted model, not a curated record. The transcript has a single exon.